Ectocarpus sp. CCAP 1310/34 is the source of this 1431-nucleotide messenger RNA. NCBI's taxonomy places the organism in Eukaryota, Phaeophyceae, Ectocarpales, Ectocarpaceae. The record is from the annotation of a GenBank genome assembly.
AUGCCCAAUCCCUUGCAAAAGCAUGACAUGUUCUCAGCAACAAGGCGUGCCCAUCUUGAAGAACUGGAGAGGAGAGAGAGCCAUGAGGAAUGGGAGGGAUUCGUGAAGGGUUGGCACAAGCUCGAACAGCUGGAAACCGAGUGGGGAAGGGUGCGUUCAACCUUCGUGGACGACACGCUGACCUUGAACGUGGGUGGUUCGAACGUCGAUGUCAGUCGGGCGGAUCUACACAGACUGCCGGCACUGUCUGAGGUGUGGAAGCUGGCCAAUCUGUUUGACAGCGACUGGGACGAGCGGCUUCCUCGAGAUGCGAAUGGUCUCAUGGUGCUCGACGAGUCCCCCGUGUGCUUCAAGCACCUCGUCGACGCACUGGGGGGUGCCCUGCCUACUGACGAGCAGGCCUACCUCCCCUACGUCUCCAAUGCUCUGGGGGUACCUAGUCCUACUCGAGUGCCGAGACGGCGAGUGGACAGCGAGGGAAGCGUGAUGCUGGGCGUGGGGGACCUGCUGUACCGUGCAUCCCGCGAUGGCUGGGAUACCAAGCAUUUCCACACCCGGUGCGGAGAUGACAGCCCGAUGACUGUCACGCUGUACCGGUUAAAUGACGCCAGCAAUCGUAAGGGUUUGGGCUGCAGUGUGCUUGGGUGCUUCUCAAGUGUCCCCGGGACUCCCCCUCGUGACGGAUCUACGGAGCGCAAAUCCUCGCCCGGGGGAUUUGUGUUCAUCCUUACUGAUGGCUCGCGCUCUUUCGGUCCGACAAAGUUGGAACUAGACCCGCGCAAUGCUAGGAGAGGAUGUGGUGUGGUGGUUCUUGGUGAAGACCGCAUGCCGUCCUUCCAUGAUGACUUGGGGAUAUUGCACGAAGAAGAACGCCAUCGAAGUCGUACUUCCAGCACAAACGCCAAGUAUCGCCUUUGGACUGACAGCGACGCGUUCUACGUGCCCGAGGGAUGCUCAUUCCUCGAAUACGAUGGGAUCGAUAUGGCGGAAACUAAGGGUUAUCGCGUGUGGUCGGCGGAGGUGGAGCGUGGCGACGACGUUCAUCGGUUCGCUCAAAGCAAGCUUGUUGAGGCCACUGAGAAGGGUGAAGCAUCCGCAAGCGCCUUGGGCGCCGUGUACGGGCCAGGUGUGGCAUUGAACAACAGAGAUCCUGUGGUGGACUUCAGUGUGUGUGGGUCGAGGACAACCACCAGGAUCACCACCCUGCACUCUACCCUGCAGCUCUGCCCAUACCUUGUCGCUCGACUGGACCAGUCGAAAUGGACCGAGAACAAGGAUAAGCACGGGCGGUGGUUAAUCAAAGAUUGCAGCCCAGCUGUAUUCUCCAAGGUGCUCGACGUACUGCGAAUGAAGAAACGUGCAGAGUGGAUUGGCGGGGAAGCUAAGGCACGCGUUGCCGUCCAGGCCACCGAUCGCGAGGCGAUCGAGUAG